Messenger RNA from Cryptococcus deneoformans JEC21, 4393 nucleotides. RefSeq lists its product as hypothetical. The record is from RefSeq and is a predicted model, not a curated record. Lineage: Eukaryota; Fungi; Basidiomycota; Tremellomycetes; Tremellales; Cryptococcaceae. The transcript has 8 exons. The coding region runs from base 398 to 4195 and encodes 1265 amino acids.
UACAUCUUAAACCAUGCGGUUUCUCACCAAGACAGCAUCGAUAUCUCAACCUUAUACACUUCCCACGCCUUUAAAAAGAUCUUUCACCCAUCGGAUUGCUCGGUAUAGACUUGAAUCGCUAGUCGUCCAGCGCCUGGUGUAAAAGGCAGCUUCAUCAUGUCGCAGAACUUUGGGUACUUUCCGACACAUCGAGUAUCCAUGCAAGUGACAGGUUUAGUUUACUCACAUACUAGCACUAAAAAUACCCGACGCGUUGCACACCUACAAAGCCAUUACCUUUUGACAGCUUGUUCACGCGCAAGAAUAGGGGGCGGCCCUUCAUCGGCUCUUACUCACUGGGUCCGAUUCGUUGUUCAACACGUGAAAACAAAAACUAUCAGUUUCUGGUGGUCUGUUCAUGCCAUCAUGGUGUGAUUUCUCAAACGAAGAUGAAACGGAGCUAUUGGCCCUGUUGACACCUUUUACCGUGAUGACAGCUGCGUGCGUAGGGAGACCAGGGAGGUGGAAAAGGGUCGGUGAGAAAACAGCAUACGAGCCAGGAGCUCUGAGGUUACUUCUCGUUGGUUGUUUGUUCUACUCUUUUCUUGUUAUAUUUCUCCACCUCUCAACCUAUUCUAAAAGCUGUUUGUCCCCAUUGCUCAUCUUUUCAUCGUUCCUGUUGCCUUUUCACUCAUUGACUUUACUUCUCCUUUUCUCCUUUUCCCCUUUUCUACAGUGCGCGGACUAUAGCGUCUUCUGGCCAGCGAUUUCUUCUAUUCCAUCCAUCUUCACUACCCUCUCCUCGCUCACUCACGCUCGCCACAGAAAUAUAUUACGCCCAGCAAACACGCUCAACAGCGCGCUUAUCAUGCCCUCACGGUUCCAUUCUCCUAGCAAGAUGUCUCUCAAAGACGUCAAGGCACCUUUCAAGACGAGAAGACUUUCUGCAUCUUCCAUCUCCCAUCCUUUCUCUGUCUCUCCCCUCUCUUUCAACCUUUCAGUCAGUCUUGCCGACUCGGGCAACAACGUUAACGAGGAUAAUCAUGGGCAUACAGAUAAUGGGAUAAGGGAGAAACCCGUAGGAAUCAUCAAGCAUGGCACCCCUUCUCCUCCAUUCGUGCCUCCCAAAUCCCCUUCUCCUCCACCUGUCCCACCCAAGUCGCCUCCCCGUUUGCUUCCCCUUCCCCUUCACCCUCCCUCUCAACCUCUACCUUCCAUUCGACCCCGACGACAGCCACAACGCUCUUCCAUACCGGGAAAGUCUUUACCCAAAUCUCCAACCAAAAACAGUAUCUUUAAGAUGGUAGCAAAAUCGGUAUCCAUGCCUUCUCUUCAUUCAACAACGAAUAUAAGGGACCAGGUCAAGAACAACGGUAGGACCAAGUAUAAGGGUAAAGAUACCAAAGAAUUAUCAUCCAAAGCUCCAGACGGAUUUAAGGACAAUCCCAGAUGGAAGAAGACUACAAAGGAAAAGAUCAAGCCAGCACCAAAGUCACAGGAAAAAAUGAAAUCACCGAAACAAGGGAUACUCAAGUUCGGCAGAAAAGAGGCAAAUCACACUCUGAAUUCGAACUCGGAAAUAACGGGAAAGAAGAAAAGCAAGGCUAAGAUGGCGCAGGACGUUCCUCGACAGGUUCGUUUUCAUCAUGUCCCACCGACUCCGCCAGUUUCUGGUGUUUCGCGCGGUAGCAGGGAUGCGAAGAGGAACAGAAUUGGAGGUGCUAUUACGUCUGCUGAAUCGUUAAGGUUUCCAAUACCUUCCGUGCUGAUUUCUGAUAUUGCUAACCAAUCGGUCGAUUCGAUGCUUGAUCAAAUGUUGGCUGCUCAAGCAAAUUAUAAGCCUACAUCGCCUAUAGCUUUCCCUACCGCUGUACCAACCCCACUAGAAACAGCUAGCGAAGUGAGCACUCGUCACGAAGGUCAUGCACAAGUACAAAAUCCGGUAUACGAGCGGGUGAUGAAAUCGGAAAAAUCAACCCCUUCGCCGCCUAGCUCAAUCGAUACAUAUUCACAGACCCAUACCCAUAUUUCCACGGCGAACCCCGUAUCUGAACCUUGUGCCGGGUAUGGCUCGACGUCCCCAUCUCUUCUUUCGGCUCAGGGUCCUACCAAUCGAAGUCUGUCCAUUUCUGGUGGGCUUGGUAUCGAGACGGCAAGUCUUACCCGAGGAGUAUCUUUGAUGGAGAAUAUGCACCAAGCGCCGGAGGUUCGUGCGAUGCCUGAUUCGCAGCAUAGGCGGGAAAUGCCUGUGAUUUCUGUGGAGAUGGUUGAUGACCAGGCGUACCGCGGAAAUUCAUAUCCACACUUCGCUGCCGGGGGGGUUACAUCUUCCUUCAACAGUUCUUUGCGGUCAACUAAUACUAGUAGCAAGAAGGACAACCCUCAAGCUAUAGUCUCUUCCACCCAUUCGAAUAGCACUACACCGUGGUACGACGUCUCUAUCCACCCCACCGAACCUGCUUCACCAGCACUUUCAGCUAUCAGUUCCUCUGCCGUGAUUGGUGCUCCCCUUUCUUCUCAUCCUUCUCUUUAUCCUUCUUCGGGAGGACCUUUCUUGUCGGUGGAAAGCGAAAAGAAUUCUGGGGAAAGGCUUUCAUCCAACUUUGAGCCGAUCUCGAAGACUGAUAACCCAAGACAGUCGGCGUUGAUGGUCGACCUAGGCAUUGGUCGUCCUUACGAUGAAGCUUUGGCCCAGGCUUCAAAUGUAACCGCUAUCACCGCCGCCCCGACCGCUACCAAUACCACUACAGGGAUGAGGAUGACAUCCAUUCCUUCUCUGUUGCCGCUCAAUCAGCUCAAACAGCCGCUCAACGAGAAUUCCUCCGCAUUUCCGCCGGUGAUAUCACCUUCCAUGUCUGAAUCUUCUGGGGCGGAGAUACUUCUCACCCCGAUGGACCAUCAAUUCCACGGCCAUACAGCUCACACCAUGGCUAAGACUUCCAGCACAGGUGACGGCAGUAGUGGUGGUGCUCCUGAAGCCCUUUUAACAAUGGAGGAAAGCUUGAUGUAUAGGGCCCUUUUUGCUCGGGCGUUUCAGCGAGGGUUCCUUACAGCCGAUGAUCUAAAAGGUGAAAAGACGUUUGUAGAGGCCUUGAACCCUGGAGGUCACUUGCCAAACGUGGAUCAUGGCGUUGCGAAGGAAAUAGUUGCUUUGAGGCGGGAGAACGCAAGACUCAAAACGCAAUUGGCGGUUUCAGAGGAUAUCGUCGAAAGCCAAAGAGCAGAGCUUUCUGCUUUCCUACACUCGCCAAAAUCCUCGUACUCCCAAGACCCAUGCUCUCCCAGCCCUUCCCCAAUAAACUCUCCAUCGCGCAAGCAAGGCCUAAAAAUCACCAUUGAAUCGCCCAACGUCAAUUCACGUCUACUGCGCUACAUAAACAGCAGCCUUUCAAGUCCGCCUACAUCUCGAGGUGCGAAAUACAACCACAGAAGAUCAGCAGGCGUAGAUUACCUAAUUAAUGAAGUGUGUCAGUUGCGAACUGAGCUUGAGAUUACGAGAGACCGACAGGGACAGUGGCAGCAUCGUGCAGAAAUGGCAGAAACCCAUCGAGAACGGGCUGAAGAGAGCGUGGCGGCUAUGCAGGCCAUGUUCGGAAGGGUAAUGGAGGACCUGGACGAGGCUCGUCGUCGCUCACAAAUGACAAGGGAAGAGAACGAUAGGGCGAGGUCGGAAAUGGAGGAAAAGCGGAUCAAGGGGGAGGUGGCAAAGCUUGAAUUGAGGAGAAGGGACGACAAGGAGCUAUUGGAGAAGGAAAAGAUGAAGGUCAAGGUAAAAAUUAUGGAAAAGAAGAUUGAAGGGUACAAUGAAGCGGUGAGGAUGUUCAAGAACUGUCUCGUUGAAGUCGCUCAACUACGCGAACAACGUUCCGGUAUCGAACAAGAACUCUUCCACCUUCGCACGGAUUAUGAUCAUCUUUCUUUUUCGACCACUGCCUCAAUCAAAUCACCGCCCUCACAUUCAGCGGCUUUACUUCCUGAAACAAAAAGACACCCUCACUCUCAACAACAACGCAUUGCGACACCUUCUUCGACCAACAUUUCAACUAAUGACCAGGACGGAAAGCAGGAAGGAUCCCUUACUCCGGUAGGCCCGACCACUUCCAAGCGCUCGCAAAGUUUCCAACCGACCUCUGAAGGAUCAAAGACUUCUCCUGGAUUGAGCCGACCGUCAUUCUGGAAAUUCGCUUCGGCGCCUCGAACACAGGAGACCAUUUAGUACGAAGGACCUGGCCCCACCCACGUCCCACUCAAACAAGUCAUUUUUUUGGACAAUUAUAAUAACGCUCAUUAUUCAUGUGUUUUCGAAGAAUUAGAUAAUCAAAGUGAAAAGGUGACUUUAAGCAUGGCAGUUGCGUUACCACGCGUUCAUCUACCGUAUGCAAUCCACAUUUUUCUAUAUACUUUAGAUAAUAGG